Impatiens glandulifera is the source of this 1034-nucleotide messenger RNA. Its product is annotated as putative two-component response regulator-like APRR8. The transcript is spliced from 7 exons. The record is from RefSeq and is a predicted model, not a curated record. The coding region runs from base 159 to 1034 and encodes 291 amino acids. Gene Ontology annotation, biological process: phosphorelay signal transduction system; cytokinin-activated signaling pathway. Lineage: Eukaryota; Viridiplantae; Streptophyta; Magnoliopsida; Ericales; Balsaminaceae.
ACCGUCGCCGUCGAUCAUUGUUCAGAUCGGUCGCCGUCGAUCAUUGUUCAGUUCGAGACGGCCAUCCGGUUCGAUCCUCAACAUUCUUCAAACCUGAAGUAAUUUCCCGCAUCCUGAAUUGUGGCAUUAGCAUCUCUUUACUAGUCUGGUCAAGACUCAUGAGGAAGAAGAAAAAGAAGGCUUCAUGGAGAUUGAUAAAUUUGGAAGGUUGUCCAGACCGACUUGGACAUGCACGUGAAGAAGCUAACACAACAACUCACCGCAUUGAAACCCCCAAAAGGAAAAUUAUGAAAAAGAAAUACACACACGUUGGGGCCUUUGAACGAGAAUCAAAUAUGAUACUUCUGUAUGAUUCUGAUCGCUCCUCAGUUGAAAGGACUGAAGCACUUCUUGCAUCCUGCCAAUACAAAGUUAUAGUUGCUGAACGAGCCUCAGAAGCUUUGUCGAUGGUAGGUGAAAGCAGACGUGGGAUUGAUAUCGUGCUGACUGAAUUUGACCUCCCCGACAUGGACGGACUCAUGUUCAUUGAGAAAGUUCUUGAAAUAAAGAAGCUACCAGUUUUCGUUUUAUCAGCAUUUGAAAACCUUGAGGUGCAAAUGUAUUGCCUGUUAAAUGGUGCUGAGUUCUGUUAUGACAAACCCCUAAAUAAGGUCAAUGCACAGGCUCUUUGUGAAUUCAUUGUACCUAGAAGUGGUUCAUCCGCCACUUCUGAAAUUUCUUAUAACAUUUUGGAUUCACCCGUGUCUAUAAAUGCUGAUAUGCAUAUAGUAGACGAUUUGAUUCUGGAGAAUCAUGAAGAAGUUGUCGCAGAUAACUUCCUUAUGAUCUCUAAUAUGUUGGACUCCCGUUGGAUCAGUCCUCGCCAUAGGCUUCUUUGGUAUACAUAUACAACCUUCAUUAUUAUUGAUUUGUUUCGAAUGGCUUUGAGGUUCAAAGUGCAGGAGCAGAUCAAUUACCCUGGACUGAAUUUGAAUUUGGAUCAGAAUGUUGUUGGAACUUCUAGGGACGAAAAUGUAAACAAAAACCAUACUUAG